AUGGCUUCACGCGCACUCUCGCUGCCGGCCCGCCGCCUGGCCGCCGCUCUCUCCACUCCCGCCAUGACCCGUCGCAGCUUCCAGAGCUCAGCACGCUUGCUCGAAGUCCCGGUUGGAGCCAUGCCUGUCCGCAAGCCCGUUGGCGCCUUCCGUGGAGGUGUCCUCGGUUUCCUCUCUGGAGCUACCAUCAGCGGCGGAGCUCUGUACUACUAUGUCAUUGACGAAUACCGCGUUUCCAACGAACUCUUGACCGAAGACAUCUACGCCCUUCAAUCCGCCGUUUCACGCAUAGAAGGCUAUGUCAAGUCUCUGGAGGAAAAGGUCCGCAAGUGA
Molecule: messenger RNA, 333 nt
Organism: Aureobasidium namibiae CBS 147.97
Lineage: Eukaryota; Fungi; Ascomycota; Dothideomycetes; Dothideales; Saccotheciaceae
Exons: 3
Coding region: 1-333 (110 amino acids)
Source: RefSeq, a predicted model, not a curated record